AAGCGUCGCACUACGCAAGUCAGGUCAAGAGAUAAACGAGGAUUGCAUGACCGCAGAGGCGCUCACGUAAACUAAUUCAGUAAGGUAUAAAAAUGGGGAAGGCUCUUUCCCACCUGCCUAAGCAAGCCUGUCAUGAUGACUGUCAGGAUAGCCUGACUUCAUCACCUGGUUACAGUGCUAUGCAAACUGAUGAGAGUAAAAAUGGGGGGGAUGUGUCACAGUUUCCUUAUGUCGAGUUUACUGGCCGAGACAGCGUUACCUGCCCCACAUGCCAAGGCACUGGAAGAAUCCCUCGAGGCCAAGAAAACCAGCUGGUGGCUCUUAUCCCAUACAGUGACCAAAGACUGAGACCAAGGAGAACCAAACUGUACGUGACUGCUUCAGUCAUUUUGUGCCUGCUGCUCUCCGGCCUGGCUGUGUUCUUCCUUUUCCCACGUUCCAUUGAUGUGAACUAUGUGGGAGUGAAGUCUGUCUACGUUUCCUAUGACCAGAUCAAACGCAUCGUGUAUCUCAAUAUUACUAACUCGCUGAAUAUUACAAACAACAACUUUUACUCUGUGGAUGUGGCCAACAUAACAGCCCAAGUGCAGUUUUCCAAGACGGUGAUCGGAAAAACCCGUGUUAGCAACAUCACCACUAUUGGCCCCCUGGACAUGAAGCAGAUUGACUACAUGGUUCCCACCACCAUAGCAGAUGAAAUGAGUUAUAUGUAUGACUACUGUACCCUGCAGAGCAUUAAGGUGCACAACAUAGUGCUUAUGAUGCAGAUAACCGUCACUACAGUGUAUUUUGGUCAUGCUGAGCAGGUGUCUCAGGAGAUGUACCAGUAUGUGGAUUGUGGAGGGAACACUACAUCCCUGCAUGAGUAUAGACUGAAUGCCCCUUGGGCUGGCUAGAGGUGACCCUUAUAACUGCUGCAAUUUCACAGGAUGCAGUACAUGAUGUUACCUCUGUUGGUGUGACGUUGCACUCAAUUUCUGUGUCAUACAAAAGGAUCAGCCACUUUGUCCCAGAAAAACUGGCAGGUGACGACCAAGGGAAUGUUAGUGUUGAUAAUGCUGUUUGGUACAUGUGACAUUCUUCAAUCUAUUUGUUUUGUUUCACAUUUGGUGGCAAAUUUACUGUUUGUCACAGUUCAUAAGCUGUUAACCGAUAAAGCACUACAUGUGUAGAAAACCAACAAUCACUGGGAUCUGAGACUAUCUGGCUGCAUGCAAGAUGUUUUAGUAAGAAAUUAUAAUUCCUUUAGAUUCUCAAUGUAAUAACAUUGAUUUCACUUAUUAAUUUAAAUGCAUUUUAUUUAGAAUAUCUACAAAAUCAGAUGUAAUUUGUCCAGCUGUGUUGAAUGAGAGUCUAACUUUGAUAACAAUUAAAUUGUAUUUAACAUUGUUAAAGUGGAUUAUUAUGAUGUACAUUUUUAAACAUUUUAAUCAUUUUUGUAAAAAGGUACAAAGGUUGUUAUUUGAUUUAAGAUAGGAAUCACUACAAAUACGACUUUGCAUUUCUGUGUUUUGUAACCAGCAUUUGCUUCAUGUAGAUGCUUGUAUGAAACACUUGAUUUUUGAGAAAAGAGGUUUGGACUGCUGUAGAGAUUGUACUGAAUGAACUUGACCCUGCUGAAGGCCCAGUUUCAGUGUGUGGAAUAAAAAAACAUAAUGGUUUCCAUUAAAUAGAUGUGUUUUAAGUUGCUUGCUAUUUCAUUCUAUUUAUGUGAUGUAAGGAGUUUAAUAAAUGUGUUUGACAGAGUGUACAUGCAUUUCUUUUUACAGUAUGAUAUACUGUUAUGUUUCAGCAACACUGAUAAUGAUUCUGUAUAGAGGCACACAACAUGGUUUCUUAUAUUCACAAGAGUGAAAAAAUAUUUCCUGUUUAAGCUUUUUGGCCAUUUUUGCAUUAAUAAAUGUGCAAUUGAUA
Messenger RNA from Xyrauchen texanus (razorback sucker), 1914 nucleotides. Its product is annotated as transmembrane protein 106B. The record is from RefSeq and is a predicted model, not a curated record. The transcript is spliced from 9 exons. The coding region runs from base 93 to 896 and encodes 267 amino acids. NCBI's taxonomy places the organism in Eukaryota, Metazoa, Chordata, Actinopteri, Cypriniformes, Catostomidae.